AUUGAAAAUGUAGCAUUGAAAAUGUAGCAUUGAAAAUGUAGCAUUGAAAAUGUAGCAUUGAAAAUGUAGCAUUGAAAAUGUAGCAUUGAAAAUGUAGCAUUGAAAAUGUAGCAUUGAAAAUGUAGCAUUGAAAAUGUAGCAUUGAAAAUGUAGCAUUGAAAAUGUAGCAUUGAAAAUGUAGCAUUGAAAAUGUAGCAUUGAAAAUGUAGCAUUGAAAAUGUAGCAUUGAAAAUGUAGCAUUGAAAAUGUAGCAUUGAAAAUGUAGCAUUGAAAAUGUAGCAUUGAAAAUGUAGCAUUGAAAAUGUAGCAUUGAAAAUGUAGCAUUGAAAAUGUAGCAUUGAAAAUGUAGCAGACGUUCAGAUGUAUUAUUUUCAUUCUGAAAUUAGAAUAAAAGUUGUCAGAUAAUGUUUAAACCCAAAACAUCGGCAAUCUUCUUUUAAUGAGAGCAGCAGUCGUUAUAUGUCUGGUUUAGAUAUGAGUAUUAUAUUAUUUAUCUCACUUUAACGAGAAUGAUUUUAAUUAAAAAUCUUGAACAAAAACUACUGACGUUUGCCGAUAAUGAUUUAUCCAAAAAAGAAAUAUUAAUCCGUGAUGAACACCUCUACAAUAUCGUUGUUGAACGCAUUCAGCAACAAAUUAAGAAAUUACUUAUCAAUAGUACUAAUGAUGCCGACAAUUCUUUUGCCGACAAUUUAUCUUCAAUUCGUUCAUCGUUAAUUCAUCUUCCAAAUGAACUAUUUCCAUUUAUUUUCGUCUAUUUCCAUCCAUUUGAACUUAUUGACACAUUCGGUCAUUUGGAUACUCGUCUCGAUUGUCUCAUUCAACAGUCUAUUACACAGCUCGAUUAUAUCCGUCAUUCUGGUAUUAGCGCUAUUGGUAAAAAAAAUGAAUCGUUUUUUCAAUUUGUGACUAAACUGAAACUCACUUAUCCACAACUGCAAAACUUAUCAAAGCCUCUUACUGAUCUGUUUCCAAAACUUCAAUCGGUACUAUUAACCCAGAUUAUGCUAGAUGAUGGCGUACAAGAAAAAAAAUUCUUGACAAAGUAUGUUGACUCAUUAAAAAUAAUACUGGAAUCGUUCAGCAUGGAAUUCGAUGACAUGAUAACGCAUGAAUUCACACAACAUUUAUUUGAUGAACAAUCUCGAUUAAAACAAAUGGUACUAACAUUUACCAGACAAGGUUGUAUGAUAAAUACCGUACCUAUUGAUAACGAUUAUGGUCUAUUACCGUGUCCAUCACUGACCCAUUUGACGAUUGAUCUUACAUUUGAUUUUGAAAUUUUCAUUCUAUGUGAAUAUCUACCGUGUAUCGAAUAUCUGAAUAUUCGUUUGCAACAUGGUCAUCAUCUCACUCACGAAUAUGAUUACAACACAAUAAAACAGAAACAAUUGUCACGUGUUCUGAAACAUCUUCGAAUUAAAUUACGUGACUAUCAUCUAGUACCAUUUCGUGUACUACUGUUGUUAAUUGAACAGUAUGUACAUUCUCUCCAGUAUCUAUCAUUGAAUACGUGCCUAGAUUCACCCGUCGAUGGCCACCAGUUGAAUCUGCUAAUGAAAUUGAAAUCGGUUCAUUUCUGUUUUCGUUUCUCGGUACCUGAGACGUUUGAUUAUGCUCAAUUGAUGUCCACGUUCAAUAUUUCGACUGUCAUGUGUUUUCCGAAUCAGAAUGGUGAUUGUGUUCUGUUAACCUUACCGUAUGAAUUUGAUGAGCUUCCGGACAUUUCAAAUCGGAUGCUUCAGUAUUGCCUACCACCUAAUGCUGAUCCUAUGACCAUGAUUAAAAUGCCUGCAGUAACACGAAUUUCAUUCACUUGUGAUAACGAUGAUAGCCUAAAACUAGAACUAUUUUUAUUCGUUCAAAAUGCAUGUAUUAAUUUAAAAGAAUUGACAAUUUCGCCAUACCAAUUAAGUACACAAAUAAUCGCCGAUCGACAAGUUCAGCUGAUCAAAGUAACAAAAAUGAAUAUUCUUUCCAAGACAAUAGAGUAUUCAUCACUGAAACGUUUACUUUUAUUGGUACCAAAUAUAAAAGAAUUAUACAUAGAAACUUUAUUACCAACAAGUGUGUAUUAUGAGGAAUUGUUGAAUGAUCAGGAAUUGGCAUUGGUACGAAAAAUGUUAAAUACUGUCAAGACAGUUUUUGCAUGUGGAAAUAAUGCUGACGACGAUGAAGAGGAAGCGAAGGUAAUCGAAAAAUUGAAUGAACAAUUGAAAAUGACAUUUCCAAAUGCACAAUGCACUACUACAUCUGAUAGUGGAUUUGAAGUAGAUAACGAAGAAUACUAG
Didymodactylos carnosus is the source of this 2291-nucleotide messenger RNA. Lineage: Eukaryota; Metazoa; Rotifera; Eurotatoria; Philodinida; Philodinidae. The record is from the annotation of a GenBank genome assembly.